This is a messenger RNA of Asterias rubens (European starfish), 2265 nucleotides long. RefSeq names its product retinoic acid receptor RXR-alpha-B-like. The transcript is spliced from 7 exons. Gene Ontology annotation, cellular component: nucleus; RNA polymerase II transcription regulator complex. Gene Ontology annotation, biological process: retinoic acid receptor signaling pathway; cell differentiation; positive regulation of transcription by RNA polymerase II. The record is from RefSeq and is a predicted model, not a curated record. The coding region runs from base 156 to 1511 and encodes 451 amino acids. Lineage: Eukaryota; Metazoa; Echinodermata; Asteroidea; Forcipulatida; Asteriidae. Gene Ontology annotation, molecular function: zinc ion binding; nuclear receptor activity; nuclear steroid receptor activity.
UGUUAGACUGGCGCGGUUGACGCGACCUGGGACGAGAAUGUGAAAUUUGCUGCGGAGAAUUGGCCAGUGUAUUUGCUCUAUUUUCCGGCAGGCUGACGCAGCAUCGAUUGGAAUUACAUAGUAGACUACGGGAUAGGUCUAGGAAAAGUAUCCAAAUGGACAACAUGUCCAAUAUUGAUUCGAUAAACUCCAUUACGUCCAUCCAGUCGCCCACCAGUACGAUGGGCUCACCCCCGCCGAUGUUGAACAAUCGCAACAUGGGCUCCCCUCCACUCAUAACGUCCCCGUCGCUCGUACACGGCGGAAUGAUGCACCCACAAGCCAUGCAGUCGCCGACCCUCAGCAGUAUGGGAUCGGUGUCAUCGGUCUCGUCACAGGAGGACAUCAAGCCCAUGAUCGGGCCCUCCGGUAUCCCAACCCACCCCAUGUCACAGUCCAUGAUGUCACAUAUUUCACUGUCACCGUCGUCACUGCUCAACCAAGGGGCGCAUUCGCCGCUGGGCAUGCCUGGGUCGUCAAUGAAUAAAGGAAUUUGUGCUGUAUGCGGAGACAGAGCAUCCGGUAAGCACUACGGAGUCUACAGCUGUGAGGGGUGUAAAGGGUUCUUCAAAAGAACCGUCAGGAAAGAACUGUCUUACUCCUGUCGAGAUGACCGCAAUUGUAUCGUAGACAAACGCCAGAGAAAUCGCUGCCAGUACUGCCGCUACCAGAAAUGUAUUGCCAUGGGCAUGAGGAGAGAAGCUGUGUGUCUUGCAGCUGUACAAGAGGAGCGACAGAGGAAAGAGAAGUGCCAGGGGGAGGGGGAAGUGGAGAGUACGAGCACGGUCAACAACGACAUGCCGGUGGAGAAGGUGCUGGAAGCGGAACUUGCUGUGGAACCCAACACUGAUACAUACGUCGAUACACCGCAUGAUCCAGUAACCAACAUAUGCCAGGCAGCAGACAAACAGCUCUUCACAUUGGUAGAAUGGGCCAAGAGAAUUCCACACUUUACUGAACUACCUCUUGAUGAUCAGGUCACCCUUCUUAGAGCAGGCUGGAAUGAAUUGCUGAUUGCUGCAUUCUCACAUCGCUCCAUCGCUGUCAAGGAUGGUAUCCUCUUGGCAACCGGUCUCCAUGUACAUCGGAACAGCGCCCACCAUGCGGGGGUCGGAACCAUCUUUGACAGAGUCUUGACGGAACUCGUUGCUAAGAUGAGAGAGAUGAAAAUGGACAAGACAGAGCUUGGCUGCCUGAGAGCCAUCGUUCUCUUUAACCCAGAUGCCAAGAACCUGAACUCAGUGCAGAAAGUGGAGGAGCUACGCGAGAAAGUGUACGCCUCCCUCGAGGAGUAUUGCCGCAUGCAGUACCCGGACGAACCCGGUCGCUUUGCGAAACUCCUCCUUCGUCUACCGGCUCUUCGCUCCAUCGGACUCAAAUGCCUGGAACAUCUCUUCUUCUUCAAGCUGAUCGGCGACACGCCCAUUGACACAUUUCUCAUGGAGAUGUUAGAGGCGCCUAGCAACAGCUGAGCCAUUCGGCCAAUCAGAUUAGAGCUUUGUAUCCAUUCUCUGUUGUGAUUUGUUCGUUUGUUUUUUGUUUGUCGUGGGAAAUAUUUGAAUUAUCCAUAAAAUGUAACUCGGUGGCUCACAUGAUGCAAUUCUGCAUACAAUUUUGCAAUAGAAGUAAAAUAAUAUUUUGGUUUUUGUGUUCCAAGUUUUCAUUGACAUCGUCACAUGAAUCUGUGGUGCAUGAUCUCGCAGGAUCCCGAAGAGCAAAGACAAUUGACAUUAUUGGACCAUCCACUAUGGAAUUAUUGGAUUAUCCAAUAUGGCAUCAUCCAAUAUUUACCAUCUAUCCAAUAUUUAAGGUUUUUUUAAUCUCAGUUGGUGAAGCAAAUGGAAUGUUGUAUUUUUUUUUAACUGAUUGGUGAAGCAAGCUGUUUCAGGUAUGAAAGAUUUUUCUUAAUUGAUAUCACAUCCUUGAACAAUCAAAUCUCUUAAAAUCGAAUUAUUUUUUUCUCGCUUUUGGCUUUUCUCAGGAGUAAAUUUUAUUCUUGGAUUUGAGCGAUCCAAUACCUCUUUUUAAACUUUCUAAAACUGAUGUUUAUUAUUUCUGGCCCCAACUGUGAAUUGUGUCAAAACCUUUGAUUAAAGGAUUUGGGUACUUUUUGUAACACAAAACACAAUGUCCACAGAUUUACAUUAAACAUACACCGUUUGAAGGUAAUGCUAUGAGAAAGCUUCCCUUAAAAUAUUAGUUGCUGAGGUGCUGUAGUUUUUGAGA